Molecule: messenger RNA, 632 nt
Organism: Prorocentrum cordatum
Lineage: Eukaryota; Dinophyceae; Prorocentrales; Prorocentraceae
Source: the annotation of a GenBank genome assembly
AGAGCUCGAUCAGCCAGGGCACGCCACGCCACCGCUAAUGCCCCAACCGCCCCCCCUCGCAGCGCCGCCAGCCAUGCCCCGCCACGCCCGCCGCCCCGUGCUGGCCGCCGCCCUCGCGUGCGGUGCGCUGCUGCUGGGCUGCUCCUUCGUGCCACCGGCUGGGGGCGAGGGCGCCGCGCUCCGAGGCUCAGCGCAGGACGCGGCUCAGUUCGCGGCAGCCGGCGCGCUGUUGUCUGCCCCCGAGGCCGCCAACGCUCGCCUGCCGGACGAGUUCGUGUGGGGCGCCCCGAUCGUCGACGUGUUGCCGAUCCUGCCGAUAUUCUUCUUCCUGCUGGCCUUCCUGUGGCAGGCUUCCGUGGGCUUCCGCUGAGCGCCAGGCCGGGGCGCCUGAUCCCGCGCGCGGCGGGGCUGGCGGGGAGAGCUCCUCCCGGGGCACUGGCAGCGGGGGGGCAGGAGGGAGGAGGGCGGCAUGGUGGCCGAGGACGCGCGCGAGAGCAGCCGCGCGCCGCAGGCGAGGCGGCGCUCGCGAGUUUUUCAAAGAAGAGGGAUUUCGGAGGCGCCUCGGGCGUCUCCGAAAGCCGCGCUACAAAAAGGGCACCCGCCACGCCGCGCCCUUGCCCCGUCUCAGAGGC